AUGGCCAGCACUCCAGCGGACGCAGCAACCCUUUACGAAGAAAAACGCGAGGCACCAGGUUUACCGGGCCGUGAACAGGAAAAUAUUCCUCAAAAUGAAAUCGACGCUCAUCACGUAGACGUGGCCUCUGCCGAACGAACCUUCAAUGAGCUUUCGCGCACGAUGUCGAUACGGACGCAGGUGGAGAGGACGGGGGUGAUCAAGACGAAGUCCCAAGAGACGAUGUGGGGCGGGCAAGACGUCGAGAAGGCUAUCGAGGAAGGCGAGGAACCCUUCGAUCUGCGGGAGUACCUCUCGUCGUCCAACGAUGCUAAUCAGUCGGCUGGCAUCAAGCACAAGCACGUCGGAGUCACGUGGGACGACCUGGAAGUAAAGGUCAUUGGCGGUGCUGAUAUGAAGUUCUAUGCCCCCACUUUUGGAGGUGCUAUCCUUGGUUUCGUUCUUUCGCCGAUAUUUUGGGUGUGGAGCUUAUUGCGCCCGUUGUUCCCUUCUGCGCCUCCCCCGACACGUGCAAUCGUGCAAAAAUCUUCUGGUGUUCUCAAACCUGGGGAGAUGUGCCUCGUCCUCGGUUGCCCAGGUUCUGGUUGUACUUCGUUCCUCAAGGCUAUAGCGAACCAGCGUGAUGAAUUCUUCAGCGUAACUGGCGACGUCAGAUACGCCGGCAUGGAUGCCGCCGAGAUGGCCAAGUACUAUAAGGGUGAAGUCGUCUACAACCAAGAAGAUGACAUCCACAUUGCCACUCUUACGGUUGCUCAAACUCUUCAGUUCGCUCUGUCAAUGAAGUCUCCCGGUCCAAACGGUCGUCUACCCGGCGUUUCGCGUAAGGAGUUCGAUUCAGAAGUCCUCAAUAUGCUCCUUCGCAUGCUCAACAUUUCCCACACCUCGAAGACUCUCGUCGGCGAUGAAUUCGUCCGUGGUGUUAGUGGUGGCGAGCGUAAGCGUGUUAGUAUUGCUGAGAUGAUGGCUACCCGUGCGCGCGUGCAAUGUUGGGACAACUCUACUCGUGGUCUCGACGCUUCCACCGCCCUGGACUUUGCGAAGAGUUUACGCGUCAUGACUGACAUCCUGGGACAAACUACCUUCGUCACACUCUAUCAGGCCGGCGAAGGUAUCUACGAAUUGUUCGAUAAGGUCCUGGUCCUCGAUGAAGGUCGUCAGGUGUUCUAUGGUCCCCCCGCUGAAGCAAGAGCCUACUUUGAGAACCUCGGUUACAAACCCCUCCCGCGCCAAAGCACCGCUGACUAUCUUACCGGCUGCACUGACCGUAACGAACGCCAAUUCGCUCCAGGACGCUCGGCGAACGAUGUUCCUGCCUCCCCAGAAGCCCUUGAACACGCCUACCGCGCUUCAAAGUACGCUCAGGAAAUGGACCUCAGUCGCGAGAAGUACAAGGUCACAAUGGAGACCGAGAAGCAUGAUCAGGAAGCUUUCCGCCAGGCCGUUCUCGCCGACAAGAAGAAGGGCGUUUCGAAGAAGAGUCCUUACACUUUAGGCUUCUGGUCACAAGUUCGCGCUCUGACGAUUCGGCAAUUCCAACAACGGAUGCAAGACAAGUUCCAACUAUACACGAGUUUGUGCUUGUCUACGCUCCUCGCUCUGGUUAUUGGUGGCGCCUACUUCAACCAACCUUUGUCCUCGAAUGGCGCGUUCACCCGUGGCAGUGUAAUCUUCAUCGCCCUACUGGUAACCUGUCUCGAUGCCUUUGGAGAAAUCCCAAUGGCAAUGCUUGGCCGACCAAUUCUGCGUAAACAGACCAGUUACAGCAUGUAUCGCCCAGCUGUUGUACCGGUGGCGAACUUGUUCUCCGAUGUUCCCUUCUCCGCUGUCCGUGUAUUCCUCUUCAACAUUGUGGUGUAUUUCAUGUGCAACCUGGACCGUAAUGGCGGCGCAUUCUGGACUUUCCACCUGAUCAAUUAUUUGGCUUUCCUCGCGAUGCAAGGUUUCUUCCGCACAAUCGGAUUGCUUUGCACCAGUUUCGACUCGGCUUUCAGGCUCGCCGCUCUCUUCAUUCCCAACAUGGUUAUCUAUAGUGGAUACAUGAUUCCCGUCGACAGCAUGAAGCGCUGGCUAUUCUGGAUCUACUACAUCAACCCCGUCGCUUACGCAUGGGCUGCCGUGAUGGAGAAUGAGUUCAUGCGCAUUUCGUUCCCUUGUGAUGGCAACUCGGUGGUGCCGAGGAAUAUUCCGGGCUUCCUUUCCCAGUACCCGGAGGGCUUUGGUCCCAAUCAAGCUUGUACACUCGUUGGCUCUCAGCCAGGAAGUGACCUCAUCUCUGGUUCCCAGUAUAUCUCUAUUGGCUACGGGCUUAACGCGGCCGACUUAUGGAGACGCAACUUCUUGGUUCUUCUCGGCUUCUUCCUCGUGUUCAUUCUCAGUCAGAUCGUGGUGAUCGAAUACUUCCCCCGUCAUACCUUUUCUGUCGGCUUCAGCGUCUUCGCAAAGGAGGAUUCGGAGCUCAAGAAGCUAAACGAAAUCCAAGCAGCGAAGAAGGCAGAGAGGUUACAAAAGACCCAGGCUGAUCGCGAGCUCGAAGCCAAUGUUCCUGCUGUCCAGAAGCACCGUAAGACCUUUACUUGGGAGAAUCUCAACUACACCGUCCCCGUCCCUGGCGGUACCCGCCGCCUGUUGCACGAUGUCUUUGGUUACGUGAAGCCCGGAACUCUGACAGCUUUGAUGGGUGCCAGUGGCGCCGGCAAGACGACUUGUCUCGAUGUUCUCGCUCAACGCAAAAAUAUUGGUGUCAUCACUGGUGAUAUUUUGGUUGAAGGCCGUCCAUUGGACUCCGACUUCGCUCGUGGUACCGCCUACGCAGAGCAAAUGGACGUCCACGAAGGCACUGCUACAGUUCGCGAGGCUCUCCGCUUCUCGGCCUACCUCCGUCAACCCGCUUCUGUUCCCCAAGCUGAGAAGGACGCAUACGUCGAGGAAAUCAUUGAACUCCUGGAACUCCAGAAUCUCACGGAGGCCCUCAUCUUCACAUUAGGUGUAGAAGCCCGCAAGCGAGUUACCAUCGGUGUUGAGUUGGCGAGCAAGCCGGAACUUCUCUUAUUCUUGGACGAGCCGACGUCCGGUCUUGACGCACAAAGCGCUUGGAACUUGGUCCGAUUCUUGCGCAAACUAGCCGACCAGGGCCAAGCUAUCUUGUGUACCAUUCACCAGCCUUCUGCUCUGCUCUUCGAGUCCUUCGAUCGAUUGCUAUUGCUUGAACGUGGUGGUGAGACGGUUUACUUCGGCGACAUCGGACCUGACUCUCAGGUUAUUCGCGACUACUUUGCCCGAGAGGGUGCACCCUGCCCACCCAAUGCCAACCCCGCGGAAUUCAUGCUCGAGGCCAUUGGUGCCGGUGUUGCUGCUCGUAUCGGUGAUCGUGAUUGGAAGGACGUCUGGCUCGACUCGCCGGAAUGCCGAAUUGUUCGUCAGGAAAUUGAAGACAUCAAACGCGCGGGUCUUGCACGCCCUGUCGACGACCACAAGCUGACUUCGACUUAUGCGACUCCAUUCUGGUACCAACUCAAGGUUGUGGUUCAACGUAACAACCUUGCCCUUUGGCGUUCGCCCGAAUACAUUUUCAGUCGUCUCUUCGUCUGCGCCUUCGUUUCCUUCUUCGUUUCUCUCACCUUCCUCCAAUUGGGUACGAGUGUCCGGGAUCUGCAAUUCAGGGUUUUCGCUAUUUUCUGGACUACUCUUUUGCCUGCCCUGGUGAUGGCCCAAAUUGAGCCAAUGUUCAUCAUGAACCGAAGAAUUUUCAUUCGUGAGGCCUCGAGUCGCAUUUAUUCACCGUACGUUUUCGCCAUCGGCCAACUCGUUGGCGAGAUUCCCUACAACGCGCUCUGCGGUAUUGUGUACUGGGUCCUGAUGGUCUACCCCAUGGACUUUGGUCAAGGUUCCGCUGGUCUUAACGGCACUGGCUUCCAGCUUUUGGUCAUCAUCAUCAUGUUGCUCUUCGGUAUCUCCCUCGGUCAGCUCAUUGCUGCUAUCAGCCCUAGCGUCCAAGUCGCCGUGUUGUUCAACCCCUUCAUUGGUCUGUUCUUGUCGACGUUCUGCGGUGUCACAAUCCCCUACCCCACUAUGAUCUCGUUCUGGAGGUCGUGGGUGUAUGAAUUGGUCCCUUACACUCGCACUAUGGCUGCCACUGUCAGCACUGAACUACACGGUUUGAUGAUCACUUGCCGUCCUGAGGAGUUCGCUUUGUUCAGCCCUCCCUCCGGGCAGACUUGCGCCGCCUGGGCCAGUGCUUUCGUCUCCGUCGCCGGUGGAUACCUGGACAACCCAGACGACACUGCUGACUGCCGCUACUGUCAAUUCCGCGUCGGUGACCAAUUCUACGAGCCCUUGAACAUCAGCUACGGCAACCGCUGGCGAGAUGUAUGGGUAUUGUUUGCAUACUUCGUCUUCAAUGUCAUCGUUACCAUCAUUGCUUCUCGUUUCCUCCGCUACGCUAAACGAUAG
Messenger RNA from Pleurotus ostreatus (oyster mushroom), 4449 nucleotides. RefSeq lists its product as uncharacterized. The record is from RefSeq and is a predicted model, not a curated record. Bases 1 to 4449 code for a protein of 1482 amino acids. Gene Ontology annotation, molecular function: ATP binding; ABC-type transporter activity; ATP hydrolysis activity. The transcript is spliced from 21 exons. Gene Ontology annotation, biological process: transmembrane transport. NCBI's taxonomy places the organism in Eukaryota, Fungi, Basidiomycota, Agaricomycetes, Agaricales, Pleurotaceae. Gene Ontology annotation, cellular component: membrane.